Molecule: messenger RNA, 9729 nt
Organism: Gadus macrocephalus (Pacific cod)
Lineage: Eukaryota; Metazoa; Chordata; Actinopteri; Gadiformes; Gadidae
Gene: znf335
Product: zinc finger protein 335
Exons: 33
Coding region: 388-5310 (1640 amino acids)
Biological process (GO): brain development; positive regulation of neurogenesis; regulation of gene expression
Cellular component (GO): nucleus
Molecular function (GO): RNA polymerase II cis-regulatory region sequence-specific DNA binding
Source: RefSeq, a predicted model, not a curated record
GAAUGCCUGAGUGGAAAAUAGGAGCUCGGAAAUGGCGACGCCGAGCAGGCAAGAAGAAGGACAGCUAGGCCUGUUUAUAUUAGCCACAUAGCUAGCAGGCAGCUAGUCAGUGUUCAAGGUUGUAGUGUAUGUUAUGAUACACUCAAGCAAGAGCUCUGCGUACAAGUCAAAUAUGUCUGGCCAUAAUAGUUUUCGCAUGCGACUUAAUUCUGUUCUCUCGAUAAAACGCCGAAGUAUAACGUGAAUACAGUUUGCAGAUUUGUUGUAUCGUAUCCUUGUAAUGGAUAGAAGUACGAAAUGAAAACCAACAUCUGGUGAAUUUACUUAGCAUCGUUGGUCCUUUAUUGAACGUACUGCUUUAUCUAAACAACUCAAUGUGUGCUAUUGAUGGAUUUGGAGGAGAAUGAGGUGGAGAGCAGCAGUGAUGCCGGCCCCUCUGGGCUGGAGGAGCCCUCAGAGAGUGGCAUGGGUGUGGAGUCAUCAGAAGCCAUGUCUGCAGACAGCAGCGAUGCAGCUGCUCCACAUGGACAGAUCCCAGAUUCUGACUGCCACGUGGGACAAAGCUCAGAGGGUGUUUUGCUGUUCGUCCCGGAGACCAGCUCAAGCACGGACGUCCGGGUGUCUUCGGUGCACCUCCCGGACUCCUCCUCGGUGGCCCAGUCCACCAGCGUUUCCAGCGUCUCCACGGUGACGCAGUCUGUGCUGGUGUCCGAGUCGGCCCAGAUGCUGGUUCACUCGAGCGUGGUGUCCGACGGAGCCAUGAUGGUGUCCGACUCGACCGCGUCCACCUCCUCAGACCUUGGCUCCGCCAUAGACAAGAUCAUAGAGUCGACCAUCGGACCCGACAUUAUGAACGGAUGCAUAGCAGUAACAAGUGCAGAAGAUGGAGGAGCAGAGACCACCCAGUAUCUGAUACUGCAAGGGCCGGAUGACGGUGCUCCUAUGGUAGCCCAGAUGUCCUCGGCACUGUCCAGCAGAUCAGCCACCGAGGCGUCCGGAGAGGGACCGACCUCGACCUGUGUGGACCAGGGAGACCUGCACGGCCACCUGGAGCCCAGCUACCGGGCCGGAUACUCGGGCUACGCCGAGGAGAGCGGCGACCAGCGGCCCGACCAGCCCGAGCACUCCCACCCCUCCCAGUACAUGGACUGCGGCCCCGACCAGACGGGCGAAUCCUCCUCGUCCGCCUACGGCGAGUGUUCCGGCGACGAGCCCGACCAAACGCGCUCCGGGUCGGGCUUCGCCGACUACAGCGGGGGCGACCGGGACCUGCCCGGCUACGUGGAGUGCAGCGGGGCGGACUCCAACCCCACCAGCCACGGCCACUACGUGGUGGAGUGCAGCGAGGAGUACCUGGAGUGCGGCGGCGAGGCGGAGGUGGAGCGUCCGCGGGGCUACAUCGACAGCAGCGCCGACCACGGCGCGCAGACGGGCCGCCAGUACCCCGGCGAGUACCGAGGGGACUGCGUGGCGGCGGCCGACUCGGAGCAGCCGGGCUACUCUCACUGCACCGUCGGAAGUCACGUGAGCGAUGACGAAGACGACGAGGAAGAGGACGAGGAGGAGGACGACAACGACAACGACUUUGGUGGCUUCGACGUCGAAACCCACGACCUCGAUCGGCCCCAGCACUCCCACCAGCAGCAGCAGCAGCAGCAGCAGCAGCAGCAGCAUCCGCUGAACUGCUAUGUGGAGAACAGCGGAGAGGUCUACGCGGACGAAGGCUCUUCCUCCUCCUCCUCCAACCACCACCACCCCAUGGCGGACACCGCGGGGUCCGGCGGGCUGCCAGAGGCCCUGGAGAGCAGCGAGAGCCAGCCGGGGCCCUUCAUCAGCAGCAGCGGCACCUACAACGCCAACCCGGACCCAGAGCCGGAGCCGGAACCAGAACCGGAGUUGGGGCCGACGCUGGACCCCAGCGGGGAAGAGCCCCAGGGCUCCCAGGGCUCCCAGGGGCCCGAGGUGACGCCCGGACGGCUGGGGGACUCGGACAUGUCGGUAGAGAUGGCGGAGGGCAGUGGGGACCGCCAGCCGAACCUGGCGGAGCUGGAGGAGAUGAUGGAGGUGGUGAUCGUGCAGCAGUUCAAGUGCAAGAUGUGUCCGUACAAGAGCACGUCCAAAGACACCCUCAUAAACCACAUGCGGGAUAAGCACUUCAGAAGCGCAGGGGGUGCUCAGAAGAAGCGAGGGCGUGGACGGCCCCCUAAGAGCGAGACCCUGGCCCGGCGGAAAGCGGAGCAGGAGGCGGCCGAGGAGCGGAGGGCCGCCAGGCACAAGGCGGACGAGCCGCCGCCGCCGCCGCCGGCAGAGGAAGAGGACGACGAGGUGGUGGACGCCGGGGCCAUCGACGACCCAGCAGAGGAUAGCGACUAUAACCCAGCUGACGAAGAAAACAGCUGCAAGCCGCAACCCACUACUGUGAAGCCCCCCCAUCUUCCUCCUCCAAUCUCCUCCUCUCCCUCUUCCUCCUCCUCACAGGGACGCCCUCGCCGCAAGGUGGGCCGUCCCAGGAAGUUCAGCCUGGUGGAGGAGGGCUACGGCAGUAGAGAGGGGAUCGAAGAAGAGGGCAGUCCUGCCAAGAAGCUCAAACUGGAGAUGGAGGCUGCGGACCCUGAUGAGGCCAGUACUUCUGGCCUGGGCAAUGCUCCCACAGAAAACGGAUCUCCAGACGCGGCUGAGCCCUCGGUCAGCCAAUCAGACUCCGAGAACAAAGACCCGUCCUCACACGCCGGGCAGGAGGAGGACUUCCCUAAGAAAAGAGGACGGCCCUCCAAGAGGUUCCUCCGGAAGAAGUAUAGAAGAUACAUGAACCGCAAUCGCUAUUACAAAUCCCUCAAGCCGCUGCUGAGGCCACAUAACUGCUGGAUCUGCGGCUCGCGCUUCCUGUCACAGGAGGACCUGCGCUUCCACGUGGACUCCCACGAGGGCAACGAGCCCGAGCUCUUCAAGUGUCUGCAGUGCAACUACCACUGCAAGCGCUGGUCCUCCCUCAAGGAGCACAUGUUUAACCAUGAGGGCAAGAAGCCGUUCAAGUGUGAGGAGUGUGACUACAGCAGCGUGUAUAACAAGGAUGUUCUGCGCCACUCCGCCGUCCACAACAAAGAGAAGAAAAGAAAAAUGGAAAUGCUUCCAAAAAUCUCCCAGUUCCCGUGCCCAAUUUGUCACAGGGUCUAUCCUAUGCAAAAGAGACUCACCCAGCACAUGAAGACCCACAGCACUGAGAAACCUCACAUGUGUGAUAAGUGUGGCAAAUCCUUCAAGAAGCGGUACACGUUUAAAAUGCAUCUGCUGACCCACAUCCAAAGUCUUGGAGACAGCCAGUUAUCGUGUGGCAGGUUCAAGUGUGAGUACUGCGACUACACGUGUGACAACAAGAAAAUGCUGCUCAACCACCAGCUCUCCCACACCAACGACAAGCCCUUCAAGUGUGACUACUGCCAGUAUUCCACGACCAAGGAGGAGUUCCUGGUGUCCCACCUGGCCAUCAAGCACACCGGUGAGAAGCCGUUCUCCUGCGGCCUGUGCCACUUCACCACCAAGCACCGCAAGAACCUGCGGCUGCACGUGCAGUGCCGGCACCCCGAGGCCUUCGAGGUCUGGAGCGCCACGCACCCCGAGGAGCCGGCGCGCCGCCGCCGCCAGCCCUUCUUCACCCUGCAGCAGAUCGAGGAGCUCAAGCAGCAGCAGCAGGAGGAGGCGCCGCCGGGCCUGCAGAGCACCAUCGUGGCGCUAGAUCCUUCCACGUUACAGCCCAUCCAGGGGUUAGGGAAGGCCUCCGUCUCCCAAGAUGCACAUGGAAACACCACCAUUAUCUAUGAAUCAGCGGGACCCAGCGACCUGUCGGCCCAGAACGCCCUGGACCUGCUGCUGAACAUGAGCAACGCCCGGGAGCUGGUGGGCAACUCUCUACAGGUGGCGGUGAUGAAGUCCGACACCAAGGCCGCCGACGGGUCCACCCAAAAGGUGGUGACCUUCCACGUGUCCGAGAGCGGCGACACGGUGAUGCAGGAGGCCUUUGAGGAGGCGGGCGCCAUGGAAACGACGGAGCUAGCGCAGAUCGCCAUGGAGGCCUACGAGGCGGGUGGGGACUUUAGUGUGGUGGAGCAGGCCGUCGAGCAGAUCAACAGCCCGGACCCGGGAUACAGCAACGAUGAGGGAAGUCCAUCUGCCGGGAUUGACGUCAGUGAGUCAGAGAGCAUGAAAAGUGAAAAAUACUACCUCACCUCUACGCUGGCUGACGGAGUGCUGCAGCAGGUGGAGUUGAGCAGUGAGGCCCCUCAGUCCCCCACCGCCGGGGGCUCCCCCGGUCAGAACACCAAGCGCUUCUCCUGUCGGAUCUGCAUGGAGGCCUUCCACGGCCGGUCGGACAUGGAGAACCACAAGAGGGCGCACUUGGACCCAAGCACCUUCAAGUGUCCCGACUGCAACUUCACUGCCCCCUCCUGGCUCGAAGUCAGAGACCACAUGAAUCUACACGCAUACCUGCGGCCACACAAAUGCCCCAGCUGCAGCUUCGCCUCCAAGAACAAGAAGGACCUGCGACGGCACAUGAUGACCCACACCAACGAGAAGCCCUUCGCCUGCAAGCUGUGUGGACAGAGGUUCAACCGUAACGGCCAUCUCAAGUUUCACAUGGAGCGCUUGCACAACCAGGAGAACGCCGUGCGCAAGAGCCGCGCCCAGACACCCCAGCAGCAGACGAUCAUCGUCCACAAUGACGAGGAGGCCCUGGCCACACUGCAGUCAGCCCUACAGUCGGGCCAGGUGCUCACCCAGGAGAGUCUCCAGGCCCUAGGGCAGGAGCACGUCAUCAUGACCCAGGAGCAGUCCCUGUCCGACCAGGAGGAGGGGUCUUACAUCCAGCAGAUCACCACCAUGGAUGGACAGACUGUUCAGCAGCUGAUGUCGGGAGACAAUCAAGUGACGGAGGUGCAGUACAUCAUCUCAGAGGACGGCGUGCAGCACCUGCUGCCCCAGGAGUACGUGGUGCUGGGCGAUGGGAACCACAUCCAGAUGGCAGAUGGACAGAUCAUCCAGUAUGAACACGACGGGUCGUUUCUGCAGGAACAGAUUGCAGUGAGUCAUGACGGUCAGAUCCAGUACUUGCCUAUCAGCUCCAAGCAGCAGAUCGUCAUCCCAGAAGAGCUGGAGGCUGCGGCCCAUUCUGCCGUCACAGCAGUGGCGGAUGCAGCAGCCAUGGUCGAGUCCCAGACGGUGUACACAACAGAGGCCACGGCCGAACAGCUGGAGCAGCUCCAGCAGCAAGGCAUCCACUAUGACGUCAUCACCAUCACUGAGGCCCAGCCGUGAGGACCAUUCUGACACGACGAGAGGAACACCGACAGAUCUCACGUUUUGAUCGUCCGUUUAAGAUUCCUGGGAUUGUCACAUAGAGGGUUUGGGUGGGAUUGAAUUGCACUGUUAAAAAAAGAUAAAUGGCUUUUGUACAUUUAGAAUUGAGGAACAAUCUUUUUUUAUUUAAAUCGUAGGAACUCUUCAUUUAGGAUGCACGUCAAGCAAGAUAGGCCUGCUGUGUAAAUAUUUAAACGGAUCCACGUCCAUGUGCCUCGAAUGCUUUGAUUUGCAAAUCAAUUUUGGAUAAGAAGAGAUCUUUUAUGUUAUUGAGAAUGUACUGAACUUUUCAGUUACAAACAGUAACAUGCACGCAGAGUGUUUAUUUUUGAUCUGUAAAAAAAGGAUACAAUUUGGCUGAUGAUUAGCUUUGUGGCAACUGCUUAUGGGUAAUUUGUACAUACUGUUCUAAGUCUCUUUCAUGAUGGGUGGGGGAAAACAUUCAUUGCUGAAUGAAAUCAAACUGUUUACUAGGUCAUGGGGGAAGAAAACAAAUAAAGAGCCACAAUAAAGUUUUAAAAAUAAUGUUUAACAAUUUGUUUGUUCGUUUAAUUUGACCUUGUAGAGAAUUGAUGGAUAAUCUUUUUCUAAAUGUUUGAUAUUUUUCAAUGUUAAUAGCUCACUGAAUCCCAUCAAUCAUUCAAACCAUAAAGAACAUUCUUAAACUACACAACAUUCUUGAAGAGUAGUUAAUUUGCGUUCAUAUUUUGCACCAAAUACCAAGGAACGUUUGGCCUUCACAGACCACCUCAUCAGUGGCACCUUGCUGCAGGUCAAUAGGUUUUGAGAGUACUACAAUUCAUUCCCUGAACUUGCAUUGAGUUCCGCUUUGAAGGCAUAUUCAAUGCUGAAUGGAAGCAAGCUUUGGACGGAGCUGAGUCAUCUACGGGAAGAAGGAAUUCAAGUCCUGGUGCUGUGGACCUUUUUCAUGUUAUUUAUGGACAUUAACCUGUCAGAGGUAUUUUCAGAGACUGUCACACUACUUAAAAUAUGAUCACCACACCCAUGUCCACUGCAAAGGCUGAGAGGUGUUUUUAAACUCUGAAGAGGAUCAAAACCUUCCUCUUGAACACCAUGACCCAGGACAGGCUGAAUGCUUUAGCUAUCCUAUCCAGGGAGGAAAAGCUUGUGCCUGAGAAGACAGACUUUCAUUAGAAAGUCAUUGACUAAUUUGCAAGUCAGAAAGAUAGGAGGGCUACAUUUCUUAACAAGUAGUGGACACUGGUCUAAAACUCUUCAUUUAAAUUAAAAUCACAUCUACCAGAUUAAAAAUGUUCAGGGGGAGGACCCCCAGAUCCCCAGUCCCUGACCACACCCCACCCACAAAUUGAAUCACCAGCCGCCACCCCAUUUACAUAGAUAGAGCUAUGAAGAGAUAACGUAACUCUGAAAUGUCAAUAUUCUUUGUCAAUGUUUUUGUAGAGAAAAUGUAUUUCAUAAAAACUCCAAUCAACAAUAUAUUCAACCAAUAAACUGAUCAUUUAUUUCCAUUAGCCAUAGGCCUGUAUCAAUUAGAAAACGUUCCAAGUUGUAGGCCUACAAAUCAAAAGCAAACAGAAACACAGUUAUAAUAGUCGAACAUUUUUCCCAGUUAUUGAGAGAGGCUACAUAUUUCGAAAUUGUUUCCAGGUCAUCUUUUUUAACUCUUAAACCCACAACUUCUGCUUUCGACACCAUUUCCUCAACGGUCAGGGGCCAGGACUGCCUGCAAACAGCCCGACCUGUGUGGGCAUUUUAAGAUGAACAUCCCAAUUGUCUUACUUAUUUUAUUGGGUGUACAUCUUUCCAAAGAGCAACAGACGACUGAGAGGUUUGGAGAAAUAUUGCUCAGAUUGGACUUCCCUAUGUACUUCGACAGCUUCGACAAGUCUUGCUGUAGGAUGUUUCGGGCUGGAUGUUUCAUAGCGAUGGACAACAGAGGUUAUGUGUGUAACCUACUCCGGGGACGGGCCACCCUAACAGAGAGAAGCGGCUCGGUGGAGUUCAGAAUAACCAACGCGCAGCUCAUAGACGGAGGCCAUUACAGGUGUUAUGUUGAGGGAAGCCACAACGUCUUCAAAGACUUUGUCGUCGAGGUCUCUGAACCUUCCGAGCUUCGUCCACACUCGCUAGUGUCGACCCUCCAACCCUCGUCGACGAUAACGACCCCUCCGACCCCUGCUAGUACUGGGUCCACUCCGCCCCAGUACCGUAAGAGAAGUCCUAUUGCUCCCUGGACGUUAUACGUGCUGUUGGCUACGAGUUUGUCAAUCACCACCAUCGCUCUCAUUGGAUGUGUGACUGCCGUCGUUUGCUGCCUACGCAAGAAGUCGAAAAACCAAGUUGUUGAAAGCCAGCCUGACUCAUCCAAACACAUGACCCCUGAAGCGAGCUCCAUAGUCUACACAACAGUGGACUUCAAACACCACCAGCUAACACCCAUACAGCUCUAUGCAAACCUGGAGAUGAGAGCCCUUACCACCAAACAGAGCAAAGAUCUCCGCAGAUCUCCAGAGACAGUGGAGUACUGCACAUUGGCUCCUAGACGAUAAAUGUAGCGGCAAAGCAACAUUCCUUUAGUAAGGUUCAAAGAUGAAUUGUAAUGGGCUCUUUCGCUCAUCCGUUUUUGGUGACCUGUUCUAAAGAACCGCAUUGAUAUGUGAUUCAUGUGAAUUGGUUUGGUAUUAAUGUACAGAAAACCAUAUGAUAGGAAGUGUUAAAAGGAUUGAUAUCUGUUUCUUCGUCUUCACCUCAAGUAGAAACCUGUUGACCUUUCAGGGCGCUUUUUCUACAACAGCUGUGAGGUUAGCGUGUGAUAACUCUGUGUGCUUUUAUCAGCUCCUUUUAUAAAACAUCAUAGGGAAUCAGUGUUCCUCUUUUCUUAGCCAUUCCCUAUCUUUUUCUUGAAAGGAUUCUCUUUGUUCCAUCCAUGAAUGGAUGUGGGGUAUCUCUUCCAAAGAGUUGGAAGAGUCGUGGGGUUACAGUCUCAUGCCUGUGAUAUUUUGGUGCAAAGAGGACGACGCGAACACCGUUCUGAUAAAUAAUUAAAGCCACACCUCAACACACAUCACCAGUAAAGACAAAAGCUAUUUUCUUCAUUUGCAAUGCUCUGGGAUUUUAUUUGAAAUGAGCUAUACAUCAUAUGACUUCUACAUCACUAAUGAUGUAGAAGUGGAUAUGUUCAGCAAUAGCUUACUUAAAGGGGCUAGACUGAUUAGACAGAUGGAGCCAGACCGACGUAUUUGCUCUGGCUGUCGAAGACGACGUAGAACUCCCUGAUGAAGACAUCUCCAAGGAUCCACAGCUGUUGGUUGCCUCCACCAAAGCCGGUGCGGCAACCAUAAGAAGACUGAAGAAACAAGAGGAAAUGUCAAUUCAACAAAUGUUCAUAAGGAAUGAUCAGACCUCUUCUUGAUAGUUCACACUGUGUUUGUGUGUGUUCUUGAGUUUGUAUGCAAUCAAAUAUUGUGUGCAUGUGUGCACGCAAGGGCAUAAGCACUCAUGCUUUCAUCUCUAUUUUUCUAUUUGGCCCCCCUAAUGCUAUCUGCUCCAUGCAGUCUCAUCUUGGUGGCCUGUCCACAAAUGUUAAAUCUGCUGCCCGUAAUCUGUGGGUGAUUUUUGACCCUAAUCUCCCUUUUAAUGGCCAAACAACGAGUGUUGUUCAUUCGUGUUUUUUCCAAUUGGGGAACAUCGCUAAAAUCGGGUCCUUCGUAUCUUGUACAGACUUUGAAAAGGUUAUCCAUGCUUUUAUUUACUCACGUUUAAAUUAUUGUAACUCCCUAUACUCACUGGGCAGAGUCAGAAAGCCCCAUCCCACCUCCAGCUGGUACAAAAUGUUGCUGCUAGGCUUUUAACUAAUUCUAGGAGACGAGACCAUAUUACUGCCGUCCUUGCCAAUCUCCACUGCUUGCCUGUAGUUUUGAGAGCUGAUUUUAUGAUUUUACGGAUAACUUUUAAGGCUCUGCAUGGUCUGGCUCCAAGUUAUAUUUCAGACCUGUUUGUCCCCUAUGAGCCUAAGUAUAGCCUGAGAUCCUCGGGUAGGGGUAGGUUGUUCCCAAAUCACGCCUUGUAACCAAAGGUGACCGGGCUUUUGCUGUACGGGCCCCUCAGUUGUGGGGCUCCCUGCCUGAGAAUCUCAGACAAGCUGAAUCAGUAUCAUCUUUUAAGUCUCUUUUCAAAAACUCAUCUUUAUGCAAAACCUUUCUUAUAGUAGUUUUAUUAUUGAACACAUUGCUCUCUUCCUUUUGCUCUACUUUAUGGGGUUUUUGUUAGUACUUUUGUACUCUUUUACAAUGUUUUUUGUGUGUAAUUUCUUUUAAAUAUGUUUUAUUCUGUUCUGUGAAGCACUUUGUAAUCCUGUUUCAAAAAGUGCUAUACAAAUAAAGGUUAUUAUUAUUA